This is a messenger RNA of Trichoderma harzianum CBS 226.95, 342 nucleotides long. RefSeq lists its product as hypothetical. The record is from RefSeq and is a predicted model, not a curated record. NCBI's taxonomy places the organism in Eukaryota, Fungi, Ascomycota, Sordariomycetes, Hypocreales, Hypocreaceae. The transcript has a single exon. The annotation marks the transcript as partial.
UGGAUACCUUAUUUAGCUAUUGAACUCGGCCUCUCUCUUGAGCAGAGUUUUGAAAAGUCUGAGAUAAGAGCAGACGAUGUCAUCUUCUGCCUCGACACAGUCUGGACAAGAGCGAAGCAUAUACCGUGCAGGCCCAGCAUACGGUUUGCAUUCCACUGUGCCACUCUUUUAGGUGGUAUUGGUGGCUGGAGACCAGGCAGUCUGGUGAAUAUCCGGUAUGAGGAUGUUGAGUUUGCAUGGGUCAGAGACUUGAAAAAUCUAUUGAAGACUUGGCUAGUGGUGUAUACUACCAUUCACUAUGUUAAGCAAAGGGCAGUUCGUAUUUAAAGAGAUUAGCGCUCC